Molecule: messenger RNA, 1444 nt
Organism: Scophthalmus maximus (turbot)
Lineage: Eukaryota; Metazoa; Chordata; Actinopteri; Pleuronectiformes; Scophthalmidae
Gene: abraxas1
Product: abraxas 1, BRCA1 A complex subunit
Exons: 9
Coding region: 117-1172 (351 amino acids)
Biological process (GO): protein K63-linked deubiquitination; attachment of spindle microtubules to kinetochore; mitotic spindle assembly
Cellular component (GO): nucleus
Molecular function (GO): polyubiquitin modification-dependent protein binding; microtubule binding
Source: RefSeq, a predicted model, not a curated record
GCAGGGGGGCGGCGCUGCGCUUCAUGUCGCGCGGCGAUGACGCGGCGCUGCGCUUCAUGUCGCGCGGCGGUGACGCUCUGCAGGACGCGCGUUUGUUGUGAGCGGGCGGCGGCAGCAUGGCGGCGGCACCGACGGAACCGACGGUCCGUCUGCCCGGGAUCGUCCUGGCCUCGCUGAUGUUCCAGCACGUGAACAGCGACUCGGACGCGGAAGGCCUGGUUCUGGGGGAGAGUAAGUUCGAGGAGCAGAUCACCAUCAGCGACUCACAGGCGGAUCACAUCCACAUCGAGGAGAUUUACAACAUCCAGAAGCACAGAACCUUCCACCAGCUGAACACCUUCUACAACAGUGUUGGAGACGUGAAGGUGGAGGCCGUGCACAAACUCCUGGCAGACAACAAGCAGGAGAGCGUGAUUGGCUGGUACCGACAGAGGAGGAACACGGACCAGAGGAUGACGCUCCGGGAGAAAAUCGUCCACGAGAACCUGAAGACGUCUCUGUCCAACCCGCACAUGGUGUUCGUGCUGCUGACGCCGAGCGAGCUGACGCCCGCUGGCUCCACCUACCGGACAGAGUACGCCGCCUUCAUCUCCCGCAGCAGAAAGUUCCUCAACGUUCCGGUUCUCGUCACCAACCUCGGUUUACUGGAGCCGCUGUCGUACUGGAAGGUGUCGGCUUCCUGCUCGGCAGCGGGUUACAACCUCACCAUGAAGAAACACGGGGCGAAGUUCUUCUCCUCCAACGGUUUGUUGAGAGAAGUUAACGAAGUGAACAAGAUGAACGACUCUCUACAGUCGGAGCUGCAGAAAACGUGCGGCGACGUGGAGGAGAGCGAACUUCUGGUGGAAACGCUGCAGACGGAAGUUUCAGCUCUGAGGAGGAAAGUCCGAGAGAAGCGGCAGAGCCAAGCGGGAACAGACGUGGUUGUUGAUCUGUCCGUCCAGAGGAACAACCUGCUGCUGGAGGCAGUCAGCGCUCUGUUCACCCGCUCGCCGCUCUACCACUCACAGACUCUAACGCUAGAGGCUUUUCCUGUUCCUGUCGUUCCCUCCGUCUGCUGCGACCAACACGUUUCCACGAUGACGCUGACAAAGUGUGAUGCAGCAAACCCGAGCAGAACAAACUGUCGGAGGCCGCGGGCAGCGCGGAAACGUAGGAACAGCGAGUCAUGACAGGAAACGACCGGCAGACGUGAAGGUCACUGAGCUGCGGGAAAAACAAGUUGUUUGUUUCAUCAAACUCCAACCGGUCACACGACUCUGACGUCACCACGCGGAGCAGGAAGCAGCUGAUCGGCGUCUUUUCAUCAUUUAGGAAAUACUGUAUCAUUUCAGUCAAGUUUCUAAUGUUGUUUUUUAAUGUGAUGAAAAAUUGUGUUAAUAAAUUUAAAUAUUCAGGUUGUAAAGUUAAAACUUUAAAAAAAUACACUAAUUUGUUUAAUGAA